AUGAGUUAAAACACUCCUAACAGGACCCCAACAAAGGUCAGUGAAACUGGCUCAGAAAGUAGUAAUGAAAAUAGAAAGCAAGAAAUGAGAGUAUAAUCAGCAAGGAGACUUAGAUAUCAGAUAAGAAUUUUUUUGCUGACCUUCUUUACUUAUGCAACAUUGCAUUUUACAAGAGAGUCCUGGUCUAUUUUGAAACCUAAGAUCCAAAUUUAAGACAAAAUAAGUUCAUCUUCCCUUGGGAUAAUGGAUACAGCAUUCUUAUCGUUUUACUCUAUUGGCUUGUUCAUAGGUGGAAAUCUAUGUGAUCACUACAACCCCAAAUAUCUACUCAUUGGUUCAUAUAUAGUAGUGACAAUAGUAAUUACCAUAAUUGGAUUGGCAGCUGAGAAUGGUUACACAAACACAUUGUUGUUUUCUUUCCUAUUCUCCAUUAAUGGGUUCAUGUAAUCAAUAGGUUGGCCAGCUUGCGCAGCAAUAUUUGGCAAUUGGUUCGGAAAGCGUGGAAGAGGAACUCUAAUUGGUUUGUGGUGUUCUUCCGGUAAUGCUGGUAAUAUUGGGGGUGCCUUAUUAACUAGUUUCUUAACAUCAACAAUGCUUUACAAUUGGAGAAUUGCAUUUAUCAUUGUAGCUAGUCUCUGUACAGUCACCGCUAUUUUUGACGCGUUCUUUUUGGUAGUCCAUCCCUAGGAAAGAGGUAUUAAAAUUGAGGAAUAUGAUGAAAUAUUAAAUGAAACCGAGAGAUUGCUGACUGUGGAAAUGGCAAGGGAUCCUACCGAAUCCUUCUUGAGAAGAUAAGAAUUUGAUGGUAUCUAAUCUUCAAAAGGAGUAAAUUUUUGGUAAGCUUUAAAAAUCCCAGGUGUAAUGUAAUACUCAUUGAGUUACUUCUGUCUCAAAUUCUCAAGCUAUGGAUUAUUAUUCUGGUUGCCGAUGUUUUUACAAAAAUCUAACAAUUAUUCUGAUUAUGAAACAGCAUAUUGUGUGUCUCUUUUAGAUGUGGGAUAUGUCUUAGGUGGAGUACUAAUUGGAUAUAUCUCUGAUUUAAUGUAUUGCAGAAGAGUUCCAGUCGCAGUUCUUAGUAUAAUGAUUGCAACUCUGCUUCAUGUACUGCUUAUAGUCUCUGAUCCAUCAAUAAUGUGGUUCUUUUUAAUUUAAAUUCUUAUCUUGGGAACCUUAAUGGGUGGAGCAGUAGCCAUUGUAUCAGGUAUAUCUUGCACUGAUUUAGGGAAACUCAAAGAAUUGAGAAGCAGCGAGAAAGCUGUUGCUACUGUGACAGGUAUUAUUGAUGGAAUAGGUAGCUUUGGAGCUGCUGUCGGUCAAAUAUUGAUUGGGGUGUUUGAGCAAUAUUACGGCUGGAAUUCAGUUUUUAUUAUGAUGUCGAUAAUGGUAUUCCUUGGAGCAGCUCCCUUGAUGAAAGCAUUUCACCGAGAAAUGAAAGAAGUUAUCACGCUUUUCAAAAUUCAUAGAAGAAGAAAUAGAGCAGUAAAAAAUGGCUAUAGAUCACUUGACUCCGAUGAACAAAUAAAUUCAUGA
This is a messenger RNA of Stylonychia lemnae, 1530 nucleotides long. The record is from the annotation of a GenBank genome assembly. NCBI's taxonomy places the organism in Eukaryota, Ciliophora, Spirotrichea, Sporadotrichida, Oxytrichidae.